Molecule: messenger RNA, 1173 nt
Organism: Plasmodium malariae
Lineage: Eukaryota; Apicomplexa; Aconoidasida; Haemosporida; Plasmodiidae
Gene: EIF4A3
Product: eukaryotic initiation factor 4A-III, putative
Exons: 1
Coding region: 1-1173 (390 amino acids)
Cellular component (GO): catalytic step 2 spliceosome; nucleolus
Molecular function (GO): RNA helicase activity; ATP binding; mRNA binding
Source: RefSeq, a predicted model, not a curated record
AUGGAACACAAUGAUUAUUAUAAGUCUUCAGAGAAGUAUGAAAUAUGCACGAGCUUUGAAAAUAUAGGAAUAGACGAAGGUCUGUUAAGAGGAAUAUAUGCAUAUGGAUUUGAAAAGCCAUCUGCUAUUCAGCAAAGGGGUAUCAAGCCUAUAUUAAGUGGAAGAGAUGUAAUUUUACAAAGUCAAAGUGGAACAGGGAAAACUUGUGUGUUUGCUGUAGGGGCAUUAAAUUGUGUUAAUAGAAAUUUAAAUGAAACUCAAAUAAUAAUAUUGUCACCUACUAGAGAAUUAGCAGAACAAACACAAAAGGUUUGUCUAGCAUUAGCUGACUAUAUUCAUGUAACAAUUUAUUGUUGUAUAGGAGGGAAAAGAAUGAGUGAUGAUAUAAAAGCAUUAAAUAAUGGGGUCCAUAUUAUUAGUGGAACACCAGGAAGAAUAUAUCAUAUGUUAAAUUUAAGGCAUUUAAAAUGUAAAUAUAUCAAACAGUUAGUUAUUGAUGAAGCAGAUGAAAUGUUAAAUAAAGGAUUUAAAGAACAAGUGUAUGAUAUAUAUCGUUUCUUAUCACCCAAUACACAAAUUAUUCUAUCAUCAGCUACAUUACCACAAGAAGUUUUAGAAAUAACAAAUAAAUUUAUGCAUAAACCAGUGAAGAUAUUAGUUAAAAGAGAUGAACUCACAUUAGAAGGUAUUAAACAGUUCUUUGUAUCUAUUGAAAAAGAACAAUGGAAAUAUGAAACUUUGGCAGAUUUAUAUGAAAGCUUAACUAUUACUCAGGCUGUUGUUUUUUGUAAUACUAAAUUAAAAGUAGAUUGGUUAACUAAGAAAAUGCUUGAAUCAAAUUUUACUGUUUGUAAAAUGCAUGCAGAUAUGACUCAAAGUGAAAGAGAUGAUAUUAUGUUAAAAUUUAGGCAAUGUAAAUUUAGAGUUUUAAUUUCAACCGAUAUAUGGGGUAGAGGAUUAGACGUGCAAGAAGUUUCUCUUGUUGUUAAUUAUGAUCUGCCCAAUUCAAGAGAAAGUUAUAUCCACCGAAUUGGACGUAGUGGGAGAUUUGGAAGAAAAGGAGUUGCUAUCAGUUUUGUUAAAAAUGAUGACAUAAAAAUUUUGAGGGAUAUCGAACAGUACUAUUCAACACAAAUUGAUGAAAUGCCUAUGAACAUUACGGAAUUGCUGUGA